AUGGAGGAGCUCUGGGAAGGAGCUUUGCGGCGGGUGUCGUGCUCUCCGUGYGCAAGGCAGGCCGGCAUCGUGUGCGCCCCACACAACGCCGCGGAGGGCGGCGCGGCGGCGCGGCGCCUCAGCAUCGACGUGCUGCAGCUGCGGGGCCAGCGCUGCCUGAGCCUCACGGACAACGGGGCCGGCAUGACCCCGCACAGGCUGCACCGCAUGCUGAGCUCCGGGUGCGAGGAGAGCGCGGCGGCGAGCGCGGCGCCGUGCCGCRCGCCCUGCGCCGGCGGCCUCGAGCGCGGCGCCAUGCGCCUGGGCAAGGACGCSAUGGUCUUCACCAAGAACGGCGGCGCGCUCACCGUGGGGCUGCUCUCGCAGAGCUACCUGGAGGGCGGCCGCGCCGCGGCGCUGCCCCUGCCCCUCGUGCCGUUCAACCAGCAGACCCAGAAGAUAAUUGUCACCGAAGACUCUGUGUCCAGCCUGGAGGCCAUCCUGGAGCACUCGCUGUUCAGCACCCGGGAGGAGCUGCUGGCGCAGUUCAGUGCCAUCCCGGGCAAGAAGGGCACGCGCAUCCUCAUCUGGAACAUCCGCAGAAAUGAAGAUGGGAAGCCGGAGCUGGAUUUUGAUACGGAUGAACACGACAUCCGGUUGGCAGACUUCCUCAUAGGGAACGUGGAGACUCGUGGCAAAAAAAUCCUGCCCUGUCAGGAGAUGAUGCCAGAGUUUUCCAUCCUGGAGACGGAGUACUCGCUGCGGGCAUAUUGCAGUAUCUUGUACCUGAAGCCCCGCAUGCAGAUCGUCCUGCGGCAGAAGAAGGUGGCCGCCCAGCUGAUGUCCAAGAGCUUGGCCCACAUGGAGCACGACGUUUACAAACCCAUUUUUGCCAACAAGAGAGUGCGGAUCACCUUUGGAUUCAGCUGCAGGAACGGAGGCCGCUAUGGGGUCCUGAUGUACCACAGGAACCGCCUCAUCAAGCCCUACGAGCGGGUGGGCUGCCAGAAGAAGGGAGAAGGCGUGGGUGUCGUCGGGGUGAUCGAAUGCAACUUCUUAAAAACGACGCAGAACAAAGAGGACUUUGAAGACAGCAAGGAGUACCGACGGACAAUGGCAGUGCUGGGGCAGAAGCUCAACACCUACUGGAAGACAAAGAUGGCCCAGAUGAAUUUGGGGAGCGUCGAUACAGCCAGCAUAGUAGCAGAGAGACCAGAUCAGACAUGGGUGCAGUGUGAGGAGUGCCUGAAGUGGAGGAAACUCCCUGACAAGGUUGAUCCCGCGUCUCUACCAGAAAAGUGGUUUUGCUGUCUCCAUCCCCACCCCAAGUACAGAAACUGCUCAGCACCCGAGGAUCAGGACACCAGUGACGAGGAGAAGAGCCUCAGCCCCAUCCAGAAGCACAGGAAGGGCGAGCUGAGYGCAGAGAGGAAGAGGAAGAGGCUGUUUUCCCUGUCAUCAGGGGAGAGUGUGGAGCAGCAGGUGACACAGGAGAACUCUCUUUCGGACACAGCUGCCCAGGAUGGGUUCUCCCAGGAUGGGCAGCCCUGGACACUGCAGCGUGUGAUCAGGUUGGCCAUCCAGCAGGGACAGUCCCCUCCAGCACUCGCCGUGGUGGCAUUGUCGCCCGUGUCAGCGCUCUGCCCUGCUUGCACCAACACCUUCAGCUGUGCUGUGAAGCUGGAGCGGCGGGACAGGGCCGCGGAUGGGGCUGCUGCCUCUUCCCCUCCUCUCGAGAAGGCCACCGCAAGGCUGGCAGGAGCAGCGGGACAGGAGCCGAGCCCCCCGCCAGCAGCUCGCAAGGCCAGCUUGCCUGUAAAAGAAGAGCUCCUCGAAGAGCGUGAAGCGCAGGUGGAAGCUUCGGCCUCGGAUGUGCCUUGCCCCAGCCACGCUCCGUUCCCCCUGCGGAAGAGUCCUGGGCAGCGCUACCAGGACAAGGGAGACCUGGUGUACAUAAAGCGGGAGGCAAGCGGGGCCGGCGGCCUGUGCACCUACCUGCUCGCGGGGCUGCCGCGCGCCCUGGGCAGCCCCUGCCCUGCGAGCAGCAGCUGGCGCUGGCACGGGGGCUGCCGCAGGGAGGAGGCGCCGGGCCCGGCCCCGGGGCACAGGGAGCCCGCGGCGCUCCGGGAUGAGCAGCGGGGCCCUGUGCCAGACCUCGGAGCGGGAAGGCAGCUUGCAGACACAGGCGCCUGCGGGAGCAGCUACGAGAGCGCCCAGGACAUGGACAGCGGGCCCUUCGUGGCGCUCGUCGGUGUUUCGAAGGCUCCUGUGGGCGCUGAGGCUCCCAUUCAGCUCUUCCCCUUUGRGUGGAAGGAGACACUGGACAGGCCAAGCGUGGGGAAGACCCCGUGCCUCAGGACUGGAAACAGAGGAGGAGAACUGCAGGUUCUGAGCCCAGGGAAGCAGGAGGAUGUGAUGGAGCAGGAGAACACGAGAAGGGCAAUGGAGAACAUCUCUGUGAAGCUGACCAACGUUUCUGCAGAGAGGGAUUUGCUCCGGUGCAAGGUGGACGAAAUGGAGCGUGAAAAGUGUUACCUGAAAACAGAGUUCUUGAAAAGCCAGCAGGAACUGGCAGUGCUCAGAGCUCAGGAGACUGAAGGCUUGUACUGGAGCAAGAGACAUACAGGUUAUGGCCAAGCCGAGGUGCAGGAGCUGAAAGCAAAGCUGGCAAGAUGCGCAGAGGAGAAGGCUGAGCUGGUGGAAAGGCUCAAGGAGACAGAGCUGCACUUAGAGCUGCUCAGGGAGGCACAAGUUUCCUGCAGGGGCCUGGAGAAAGGAGAUGUGAAGAGCGUUCUGGAGAAGCUCAAGAACCUGCGUAUGAAUGUGAGCUGGCUGCUCUCCUUGGUUCUCCCCCGCUUGGAGCUCCGGGAGAUGAACUUCGAGUCGGAUCAGGUGGACGAGAUCUUGCAGACCGUGCUGGAGACAAACCGCAUGCUGGAGUAGCCUGUUCUCUC
This is a messenger RNA of Nothoprocta perdicaria, 2933 nucleotides long. RefSeq names its product MORC family CW-type zinc finger 4 (gene MORC4). The transcript is spliced from 17 exons. The record is from RefSeq and is a predicted model, not a curated record. The coding region runs from base 1 to 2922 and encodes 973 amino acids. Gene Ontology annotation, cellular component: nucleus; nucleoplasm. NCBI's taxonomy places the organism in Eukaryota, Metazoa, Chordata, Aves, Tinamiformes, Tinamidae. Gene Ontology annotation, molecular function: ATP hydrolysis activity; zinc ion binding.